Odobenus rosmarus divergens (Pacific walrus) is the source of this 1941-nucleotide messenger RNA. RefSeq names its product zinc finger CCCH-type containing 12A (gene ZC3H12A). The coding region runs from base 193 to 1941 and encodes 582 amino acids. Gene Ontology annotation, molecular function: RNA endonuclease activity; mRNA binding. The transcript has 6 exons. NCBI's taxonomy places the organism in Eukaryota, Metazoa, Chordata, Mammalia, Carnivora, Odobenidae. Gene Ontology annotation, biological process: nuclear-transcribed mRNA catabolic process, RNase MRP-dependent; 3'-UTR-mediated mRNA destabilization. Gene Ontology annotation, cellular component: nucleus; cytoplasmic ribonucleoprotein granule. The record is from RefSeq and is a predicted model, not a curated record.
CGCGUCACUGUGCCGAACGCCACCUGCCCGCUCCGUAUAAAGGCGCCGCCGGCCUCGCCCCCAGGACUCGGCCCCAUGGAGACGCCGCGGGCCGCGGCUGGCGCUCGGCGGGGAGCUGUGACAGGUGCCUUCCAUCAGUCUGAGCUGUGAGUGGCAGGUGGAGAGAGGUCCACUCAGAAAGUCAGCCCCACCAUGAGUCUGUGGGAACUUGACAGCCACAGCUGCCAGGGUACCCCGAGGCCAGCUCAGGAGCCCAGCACUGAGGAGACAUUGGCUGUGGAGCUGCAGAUGAAGGUUGAUUUCUUCCGGAAGCUAGGCUACUCAUCCGCUGAAAUCCACAGUGUCCUGCAGAAACUGGGGGUGCAGGCUGACACCAACACAGUGCUGGGCGAGCUGGUCAAACAUGGGUCAGCAGCCGAGCGGGAGCGCCAGGCCUCCCCGGACCCCUGCACUCAGCCCCCCCUGGUCCCCCGGGGUGGGGGCACCCCCAAGGCACCCACCCUGGAGCCCUCACCCCCAGAGGAGAACAAGGAAGGCAGUGACCUGAGACCUGUGGUCAUCGACGGGAGCAACGUGGCCAUGAGCCACGGGAAUAAGGAGGUGUUCUCUUGCCGGGGCAUCCUCCUGGCAGUGAACUGGUUUCUGGAGCGGGGCCACACAGACAUCACGGUAUUUGUGCCAUCCUGGAGGAAGGAGCAGCCUCGGCCCGAUGUGCCCAUCACAGACCAGCACAUUCUGCGGGAGCUGGAGAAGAAGAAGAUCCUGGUGUUUACCCCGUCCCGGCGCGUGGGUGGCAAGCGUGUGGUGUGCUAUGAUGACCGCUUCAUCGUGAAGCUGGCUUUCGAGUCUGACGGAGUCGUGGUCUCCAAUGACACGUACCGGGACCUGCAGAGCGAGCGGCAGGAGUGGAAGCGCUUCAUUGAGGAGCGGCUGCUCAUGUAUUCCUUCGUCAAUGACAAGUUCAUGCCCCCCGAUGACCCUCUGGGCCGUCAUGGGCCAAGCCUGGACAACUUCCUGCGUAAGAAGCCACUCACAGCAGAGCACAGGAAGCAGCCAUGUCCCUACGGGAGGAAAUGCACCUACGGGAUCAAGUGCCGAUUCUUCCACCCGGAGCGGCCGAGCCGCCCGCAGCGCUCUGUGGCUGACGAGCUUCGCGCCAAUGCCCUCCUCCCCGCCUCCAGGGCCCCCGGCAAAGACAGAAGUGGCCAGAGGCCCUCACCCUCGUCCCAGCCCGGCCCUGGGCCCACAGAGCAUGAGCAGUGCAGCCUGGACGGGAAGAAGCUGGGAGCCCAGGCAUCCCCGGGGCCGCACCGAGAGGCUCUGACACAGCCCUUCGCCCCUGCCGGCAGGAGCCUCCCGCCUAGUGGGGGCAGCGGCAGCAGCUUUGGGCCCACAGACUGGUUCCCACAGACGCCAGAGUCUCUCCCAUACACGUCCCAAGAGUGUCUGGACUCGGGCAUCGGCUCCCUGGAGAGCCAGAUGUCCGAACUCUGGGGAGUUCGCGGAGGGGGCCCUGGUGAGCCCGGCCCGCCUCGGGGCCCUUAUACCGGCUACAGCCCCUAUGGGGCUGAGCUCCCAGCCGCUCGGGCCUUCUCUGCCUUUGGAGGGGCCGUGGGUGCCGGCCACUUCAGUGUCCCUGCUGACUAUGCCCCCCCGCCGGCUGCCUUUCCACCUCGAGAGUACUGGUCUGAGCCGUACCAGCUGCCCCCGCCCACCCCAGUCCUGCAGGACCGGCAGGUGCCAGGCCCGGGGGCUGACAGGGGCCUAUGGGGCGGGGCUGGCAGCCUAGCCAAGGAGCGAGCCAGCGUGUUCACCAAGCUGUGUGGGGUCUUCCCCCCGCACCUGGUAGAGGCUGUGAUGGGGCGCUUCCCGCAGCUCCUGGACCCCCAGCGGCUAGCCGCGGAGAUUCUUUCUUACCAGCCCCGGCACCCCAGUGAGUGA